AUGACCGUGAACUCGAUAUUGGCGGGAACGGCUGUACGGGCCCCUGGGCAGUCUCUCGGUGAAAAGCAGUAUGCCCUCUGUGAGCCGACCAUGAAGCUGGACAGACUUCGCACAGGGUGGAGUACCGUGGCCAGUGGACUCCUGCUUCUCUUCGUUCGGGAUCAGGGUGAGGACUCUGCCAGCCCCAUCUGGACCAUGCACACAGGGCAGGUGCAAGGGAGCCUUGCCCACAUAAAUUACAUCAAUGUGGGGGUCCACACCUUCUUGGGAACUCCCUUUGCCAAGCUGCUUCUAGAGCUGCUGCAGUUUGUACCCACUAAGCCCCCUGAAUCUUGGAGUGGUAUAAAGUAUGGGACCUCUAGCGUGGCCAUGUAAGCCGGGGAGUCCAGGGAACUCCAGGCUCUGAGCUCUGAGGUUCUGAAACUGAUGAAUCUGCCCCUGCCACCCACCUGCAUGUCUGAAGAUUGCCUGUACCUCAGUAUCUACACUCGCCAUACCCAUAAUGGCUCUAACCUGCCUAUGAUGAUGUGGAUCUAUGGUGCUAGGCUUAGGACAUGGGGCAUGGCCUCCAUGUAUAACAGCUCCGCACUGGUAGCCAUAGUUGUGAUGGUGGUCAUUAUCCAGUACUACCUGGAUGUUCUUGGCUUCUUCAGCACUGGAGAUAAGCAUGCAACCGGCAACUGGGGCUACCUAGACCAAGUAGCUGCACUACCCUGGGUCCACCUCCACUUUGAAGGUGACCCUAGCUGUGUCACCAUUUUUGGCAAAUCCAUGGGUGGCACAAGUGUGUCCUGGCAUGUCCUGUCCCUCAUGUCCCAAGGACUCUUCUACGGCACCAUCAUGGAGAGUGGAAUAGCUCUGAUGUCUGGCCUCAUUGUCAGCUCAACAGAUGUGGUCUCCACAGGCAAGUCGGCCCUGGCUGCCCAUGGGAAUGUGGUAGUAGUCACAAUCCAGUAUCGCCUGGGGUGCCUUGGCUUCCUCAGUCCUGGGGACAAGCAUGUGCCUGGUAACUGGGGCUUCCUAGAUUUGGUGGCUGCUGUACCCUGGGUGCAGGGAAACAUUAAUCCCUGGGGUGACCUCAACUCUGUCACCAUCUUCGAUGAAUCUGCCAGUGCCUGCAUUGUUUCUGCCCUGAUGAUGUCACCUCUAGCCCAGGGUCUCUUCCACUGGGCCAUUUCCCAGCAUGGCACUGCAGUACUCAGAGCCUUCAUCACUCUUGACCCACUAUAGGUGGCCAAGAAGGUUGCCCAGCUAGCAGGUUGCAACCACAACAGCACACAUAUUCUAGUAAACUGCCUGAGGGCAUGAUCAGGGGUGGAGGUGAUGUGUGUGUCCAAGAAGAUGUUCUUCCACUUGAACUCCCAAGAAGAUCCUCAGGAAAUUAUGUGGCUCAAGCCUGUGGUGGACAGUGUAAUGUUCCCAGAUGACCUUGUGGUACUCCUGACAUGGGGGCAGGAUGUAUCUGUGCCCUGCCUUCUGGGUGUUGACAACCUGGAGUUCAGCUGGCUCUUGCCUUUCAUCAUGAAGUUCCCAUUAAAUUGAUACAUGAUGAGAAAAGAAAUCAUCACGAAGCUGCUCUGAAGUACCAGUACCUUGUUGAAUGUCACCAAGGAGCAAUUAUCACUGGUAGUGGAGGAGUACCUGAGUCUGGGUGAUUUUGAUGACCAUGGCUGGAAGAUGUUACAAAACCAUGUGAUGUACCUAGGGGAUGCUACCUUUGUGUACUCCACACUGAAGGCUGCUGACUACCACUGUAGCCAUUCCACAGGUGAGAAGAUACUGGGCCUCCAGAUGAUGAAAUACUGUGCCAACUUUGCCCUCGCAGGAAAUCCCAACCAUGGGAAGCCGCCCUACUGGCCAGGAUACAACAAAGAGGAGAAGUACCUGCAGCUGGAUUUUGCCACAAGGGUGUGA
Pteropus alecto (black flying fox) is the source of this 1914-nucleotide messenger RNA. RefSeq names its product carboxylesterase 4A (gene CES4A). Lineage: Eukaryota; Metazoa; Chordata; Mammalia; Chiroptera; Pteropodidae. The record is from RefSeq and is a predicted model, not a curated record.